Rhizophagus irregularis DAOM 181602=DAOM 197198 is the source of this 599-nucleotide messenger RNA. The record is from RefSeq and is a predicted model, not a curated record. Lineage: Eukaryota; Fungi; Glomeromycota; Glomeromycetes; Glomerales; Glomeraceae.
AUGCCUUAUGUAGCUCCUGAAGUAUUAAAAGGAAAGCCUUAUACUCAAGAAGCAGAUAUAUAUAGUUUUGGUAUGAUUAUGUAUUUUGUAGCAACAGGAAGACAACCUUUUUCUAAUUGUGUACAUGAUCAUUACUUAGUAUUAGAUAUUUGUAGAGAAGGAAUUAGACCUGAAAUAAGUGAAUCGGAAGCACAAAAAUGUUAUAUUGAUUUAAUGAAAAGGUGUUGGGAUUCAAAUCUAGAUAAUAGACCAAAUGCUACUGAAGUAGCUAGUUAAAUUUAUUGAAUUAUUUAAUUGACGAAAAUGAAGAAUUUAUUGACAAAGUAGAAGAAUAUAGAAUAGUAAAUCUUUUACCUGCUGAAAAUAGCCAAUUAAAUACCCAUUCACAAGCAUAUUAUACUUCUUGAUUACUUAAUCCAUUUACUACUGAAUGGCGUGAAGGCUUAGACUGUGCAAUUGAAGAUUAAGCUAAAAUUAGAAUAUUAUUGUUACUUUUGAAAUCAACUAUAAUAUUUUAAGGUAAGACAAAAUAUUGUAAUAAGUAUUUUACAGUACAUGCGGCAUGCCUUGAUAUUUAUUAUUUAUGAUUACAUUUAAUA